Molecule: messenger RNA, 732 nt
Organism: Cooperia oncophora
Lineage: Eukaryota; Metazoa; Nematoda; Chromadorea; Rhabditida; Trichostrongylidae
Source: the annotation of a GenBank genome assembly
AUGGCCUUCGAUUACAGUUCAGUACUGCAGACACGUAUAAGAGCCUUUCGCUCUUGGACACCAGAUUCGCAAGCUGCACAGAUGCAUCCACCAGGACUUAUGUGGAGAAGGAACCAAUACCCUAGCAGGGAAUUCGGGAAUGGGACAAUUGGGAGUUAUUCAAUUCUGUCCAUUCUCAGAGCCUCCGGAACUCUACAAGUUCAACUAUUUGUUGGCCGCUCUCAAAGGCGAAGCUUCGGAGUUGGUGAGAAAAUCCAAGUAACAAGUGGAAAUCAUACGGCAGCACGGAAUGACUCGUGUUUCGACUUGUGGAUCAACCGGACAACUGUUUCCUUCGUUCAACCGCCAUUCGUGAUCAGCGAAAAUUAUUCAGCAGCUAAGGACAUUAUUUCGCAGAUGGUGCAGGAAGGUGAAAAUGUAAAUAGUCAGUGGCUAGUCGAACGGCGUCACCUGAUACGGACAGUAGACCACGGUUCUCAAAAUUUACACCACGCUUGCCUUGCAUGUACUGCAAAGGGAAUCACCUGUCAUUUGACUGUGGCAAGUACGCUACACGCAAGAGCGGUCACAGUAUUCGAGGGAGCACAAGCUGUGCUUGAUAUGCGCGUCACCGCAACGCACCACUUCAGAGUGCGAAAGACACCCAUGUUCAAGUGGCAGAAGCGGCACCACCGUCGUGUUGUUUUUCGAGGAGGGAGAAGCUCCAAUACGUCGACGCUUGCAAAGAGGUGA